GUACGCCGACGUUGUCGAGACAGUGAGCAGUAGGAGCGGGAGUACAACAGCAGCAGCACACAUUCGACAACAAUCUGGCAACAGUGGCUCUGCUCGGUAUAACCGAUAUAUUGUGGCACGGCCGUGGUGUGGAAUUGAAUGGAGGGGAACUAGCUCAGGUCAACCCUCCCUACUCUGGCCGGCUCAACUCUCGGAAUACGACACAACCCCUCAUCUACAGUCGCGUCCUCCGACCCUCGCUCGUGCCCCUCCGCGUCUCUCCUCGUCACUCUCCCAUUCCCCCCUCACUGUCUCUCUCUCAGUCGCCCCCACUCUGGUUUCCAGAAGCACACGGCCGAUUUCCCCCACCCUAAUGUCGACAGACGUUUCUCAUACCCUUCCUUGUACCCACACAUCCAACAUACUCUACCCUACGCAAGCUUGUUCUCAAAGUAUUUAGCCACGUGUUGGUGUGUCGGUGUAAAUAUUACCCCCUGACCCCUCGCAUGACCGAUUUUCUCUCCCUCGUGCCAACGGCCUCUGGUCUCUGCUCGCAGUCCGCACCGUCACGGCGACAUACUACAGUGUCGCCACCACCGCCGCCGCAAGUUACUCCCCCACCACAAACACUUACUAUACUCACAGUAUACAGCAUUUGGACAGACACAGACUAAAACCCGACUAUGACGAUGAGGACGAAUGGAUGGCGACUGUAGGACAGGGACAGACACACGCCUAAGGCACCGGGGGCAACACACACAGCACAGAGAGAGCCGCCGCCGUAGCUGCUCCUGCCGCUGCCGCUUCACCAACCUCUCACCAGUCGACAACCAGACAGUAUUACUUGCGACCGUUUACCGAGCACGUCGUAAGGGACCAAUGCUUCCCCGACUUUACAACUUGCCGGACGUGUGAGAAUCAUUUUUAGGAUUUCUUUUUAGUUAUCAUUCAUUUUACGCACACUCAUUACCAUUGACAAUUUACUAAUUAACUAAAUAAAUAAAUAAUUUAAUAUUUUAAAUAAAUAAAUCAAGGACUUGUUCUGUCACUGACUCAAAGGACAUGGAUUCUAAAUGAUUUGUUUUCUAGUGAACGUGAACGGUGGAGUGAUUUGUUGGUUAAUUACUUAAAAAAAAAUAAGACUAUAAAAUAUUUAAAUUUAAAAAAAAACUGUGUUGUGGGGGACCAAGACUAGUUAAGUGUCAAAUAAUUAAUUUUAUUAUUUAAAAUAAAAUAAUGUGUUGUGUCAGUGCGAGUAUUGGAUUAUAAUUAACUGUACUCGUUUUGGCGGGCUUUUCAAAAAAUUCAAAAGAUAAACUAUAAGGAGAAGAGCGCGAUCAUCAUCAGGUGAAUAUCGCGCUGAAACCAUCCCCUAAGUGGGGGUGGUGUUUGUGGGUUUAGUGCCGGGGCGAUGGUGGCAGCUGCCACAGCUACGGCCAUCGCCACUGCCUGCGUGGUGGCCAUGCAGGACCGCCAGGACAUCCCUACCCAAUUUAAUCAAAGCCAGCAUGGAAUGCCGCAUCAGUCGUACAAUACCGGGUACGGCCAACGUGGCGGACCAAUGGGUGGAAUGGGACCCACGAUAAACAGCUACAAUGGUAUGGGUUCAAUGGUACCUGUCCAAUCAAUGAAUUCCAUGAAUUCGAUGAAUACUAUGAACAGUAUGAACGGCGCUAUGAAUCCGAUGUCAAUGAGUGGCAUGAAUGGGAUGAACGGAAUGAGUCCCAUGAGUCCGAUGAGUGGUAUGGGGAACGUCAAUAACAACAUGGGUGGCAUGAACUCGAUGAUGCCCAGCGCCAUGCAGAUGAACAAGAUGAACAUGCAGCAAGCUCAGGCCCAGGUUCAGGCCCAACAAGCGGGGUACCCACGUCGGUUGGCGCCCUACCCCAACCCCCAGAUGCAUAUGGUCCAGAAACGCCAGCAGCAAGUUGGCUACGCGAACGUCCCCUCUAACCCGAUGCAGCAACAGCAACAGGGUUUCAACACAAUGCCAAACAAUAUCCAGCCUAAUCAAUACCCUCCGACAAACUAUCCAUCAGCCCGACCGCCGCCAAACUUCCAUCCGCAGUAUCAACCAAUCCAGGGUAUGGGAAAUCCUAAUCCCGGUGGAUUCCCACCCAACUCCAUGAUACGCGGUUCCAAUAUGAGACAGCAGACCCCCAGCUACAACACGCCAUCGGUCGUCUCGCAAUCGAGCAAUCAGUAUUACGGUGCUAAUACGCCGAGCGGCGUUGUUGGCUCCUCUGUCGUAAACAUGGGCCCCAAUGGUAUGUCCAGCCAUCAGCAACACCAGCAACAACAGCAGCAGCAUCAACAACAGCAAUUCAUUCACCAGCAGCAACAACAGCAACCCAACCCUGCUGCAUACGUCAGUAACUCGAGCUAUCCCACCAACGGCCAGUACACGCCGGACGUGUCGAUAAGAACAUCCGGUGCCGGUAACAUGAAUUACCAGCACAGUCCCAUUCCCGGCAAUCCAACCCCACCACUAACCCCCGCGUCAAACAUGGCGCCCUACAUAAGCCCCAAUUCCGCGGACAUAAAACCCAACUUCAACGAAUUGAAGUCAACGGUGAUGCCCCAGCAGAAAGACGACGAACUGAGACUAACAUUCCCCGUGAGGGAUGGUAUUAUUUUACCGCCUUUCCGUCUGCAGCACAAUCUCGCUGUCAGCAACCACGUGUUCCAUUUGAAGUCGACGGUACACCAGACCCUGAUGUGGCGAUCGGACUUGGAACUCCAAUUGAAGUGUUUCCACCACGAGGACCGACAGAUGAACACCAACUGGCCGGCAAGUGUGCAAGUGUCGGUAAACGCAACCCCACUGGUUAUCGACAGGGGAGAAAAUAAAAGCUCCCAUAAACCUCUUUACCUCAAAGAUGUCUGCCAGGCUAGCAGAAAUACCAUUCAAAUCACUGUCUCAGCUUGCUGUUGCUCGCAUCUGUUCGUACUGCAAUUAGUCCACCGACCAAGCGUAAGAAGUGUUCUUCAGGGUUUACUGCGCAAGCGGCUGCUGACUGCGGAUCACUGUGUGGCUAAAAUAAAACGGAACUUCAAUAAUACCAUGUCGAAUAACGGGAUGCAGUCCGAGAAAGAUGUUGUCGAACAAACGGCACUUAAGGUAUCGUUAAAAUGUCCGAUAACAUUCAAGCGAAUUACGUUACCGGCACGGGGGCAUGACUGCAAACAUAUACAGUGUUUUGAUCUUGAAUCAUAUUUACAACUUAAUUGUGAACGUGGCGCAUGGAGAUGUCCUGUUUGCACGAAAUCCGCACCGUUGGAAGGCUUAGAAGUAGAUCAGUACAUGUGGAGUAUAUUGACUACGUCAAAUUCCGAUGUUGAAGAAGUAACGAUAGAUGCAGCCGCUAAAUGGAAAUCAUCAAAGAGCAUGGUCAGUAUAAAGACCGAAGAAGACUUGGACUGCAAGAGAAUGAUAAAAGCGAUGUCGCCGGGAAGUAUGAACAUGCCGACUAUGGUCAACUUCGAUAUGAACCAGGCGAUGAGUCCAUACAUACCUCCCGAUAUGAACAGCAUCGUCAGCGGUUCGAUGAUGAACAACACCCCGCCCGCUUACGUCAACAAUAACAUUAAUCAUCGGAACUCAUCUGGCGGUUCCUAUGAUAUUAACUCUAGCACGACGAAUCCCAGCAAUGACUACAGCAAUGGCGCUGGACCUCUGAGCCAUCUCAGCGAUUCCGUCAAUUCACUCGAUCCUCUAAACGCAAUGGAAAAAUCUCUAAAUGAUCAGAUGCCGCACACACCCCAUACUCCGCAUACACCACAUACACCUCACACACCAGGUGGCGGUAACAGCGGACCUCCAAGUGUACCACCAGCAUCACAAGAAUCAACGGGAAAUCUUAAUACUUCAGGCAAUAGUACGACGAAUAUCAAUGAUAAUACAGACAUACCGUCGGAUUUGAAUUUUGAUCCGGCAGCAGUCAUUGAUGGUGAGGGAACCGGUCAAGAAGCAUUAAAUUUGUUGCCAGACAAUGUAGUAGACCCAAUGGAAUUACUAUCGUAUCUCGAACCACCGGAUCUCAAUACACCGCCCAGUAGCGGUGCCAGCAGUGGUAACCCAUCAUCAAGUGAUGACAUUCUCGCCCUCUUCGAGUAAAAAAGUUUAAAUAAAUAAGUGUCGAUAACCGAUUAUUGAAAUUAUUUAAAAUAUUUUUAUUGGCGGGAACGACACAAAGGUCUACGUCAUCUUAAAGGUGAUUACACCUUAAAAAAACAAUGGUACAAACAAAUUUAGCUAUUGACAUAGGGCAUAGUGUUAGAAAUGAUAAAACAAUGAUUAUAUAUAAUCAUUUAUUAUCAAUUUAAAUAGCGAACACAGUUUAACUCUGUUAGAGCUAGUGCUUCUGUAUAAAAUUUCAUCCAUAAUGGACCACUUGAACUAGAUUUACGAUGUUUUUUUUUUAAACUUAAUAUCAAAUCGAACUAUUGUCUAUGGAGUUGGGUUAGGUUCUGUCGAAUCGUUGCGUUUUAAAUAAUUCUUUGUGGUUUUUAUGGGAAUUAUCAGUCCUAAAUAAAUUCCUUGGUUCUGAAUAAUGAUAAUUUAAAAAAAAAAAUUAUUUUUAAACGUUCAUUUUUAGAGGAGGUAAUUUUUUAACGGCAAACGUUUCGCUAGUCGGGUAUGAACGGAAAAUUCAGGUGACGCUGCGAGUGACGUUUUGCAUUUUAAUCACUCGCUGAGCGAAAUUUAUCAUUAUCUUUAUAUCAAAACAGUAAUUUGGACCAAAAAAGACCGCAAAGAAAUUUUUGAGGCCUACUCGGCAUACGGGACCUUUACCAAAAAAAAAAAUUGAUUUGAUUCAUCGUAAAUCUGUGAGUUUAAUUAAUUUUUAAGGAAUAUUGUUAAUAAAAUAAAUAUAUUCCGGUCUUAAGUAACGGUCUGAUGGACCCUUGUACAGUACAUUAUAAUUAUUAUUUAAAAUUAUUAAGUAAUUAUUUUAAAUCUAUUGGUAUUUUAUUAUUUUUUAAGUGUAAAUAGGUUACAUUUAUUGUUUAGCAUUACGAAAAAAAAUUUUUUGAAAAUGCUUUCGAUAAAACGCACAGAGUCUAGAUCAAAUUUUAAAACGACACAAAAUUAUUAUUAAUAUUGAUUAUUAAAUCAAGGGGUCGGGGAUUAUAAAUGCCAAAUUUGCCAUUAUUAUUUUUUCUGUUUUUUAAAAUAUUGAAGAACAAAUUUUUUAAAAUAAAGAGUAUUUUUUAAAAUAAUAAUCAUUUUUUUUUUCCUAAAAUUGUCGCCGAAUGUAAAUAAAUAAUAAUAUUUUUUACUUUAUUUUGUGUAAAAGCAGCAGUGGAGUUAUGAGGUUAUUAAAUUUUAAUUAAGUAUUUGAGGUUAUUGUGAAGGUUUCAUAUAUUUUUUGUUUCAUUUUUCAGGUUAUUUAAAUUACCCGCGCUUUUAAAUAUGAACAAAUCUAAUUAUAGGUUUUCUGGAAGUUUUUGAGAAUUUAUAUCAAAUUUGGAUUUUUUUUAUAUUUGAAUUAUUGGAAGUAUUUUACAUUACACAGAAAAAGAAUUUUUUGAUACGAUAUAUUUUGAAUUAUGAAUUGAAGACAAAAAUUUUUUAUUGCCUUAAGAAAUUUUUUUAUCGCCUCAAGAAAAUUUUCGUUUUCAAUUUUCGGUGUAAAAAAUUUCUUGGGGCAAAUAAAAGUUUUUUUCGGGUGAGUAAAAUUUUUCUACCCUAAGAAAUAUUUUUUCUGUGUAAUUUUUAAAAGUUUUUAUUUUAAAUUUUCAUGAAAGUCCACGAUAUUGAUUUUUUAAUUAAAAAAUUUGUUUUUUCAAAGAAGAAUUAGAAUUUUUCAUGUCUAAUAUUUUUUUUUAUAUAAAUUUAAAUACUUCGAAAAAAAAUCAGUUAAAAUGAAUAGUUCCGUGAUAUUUUUCCCUGAAAUUUUAGUUUUCAUACAUUUUAACCUCUUUUCCAUUAAUUAACAAGUUUCUCGAUAAAACUUCUUUGAAAAAAUACCCAGAAAACCAUAACCCAACUUAAUUAGCCACCGGAAGUGAAAAUAACCUUAAAAAUGAUUAAAAAUAUUUAUGUACCCGAUGGGAGUUUUUCGCGCAUCGAGAACGAAAAAAAUCCCGGUAAUUCGACUGCUUAAGGGAUAGUUCCGGAAGUUGGGGAUGGCCUGCAGUUUUCGGCUGACAUACCAGUACUUACAUGCGAAAAAUUUCUUAAAUCUCACCCCUGGUGGAAAUUUUUCAGACUUUUCUUUGAGAAACUCUGAAAAAGUCUGCAGAACUUGAGAACUGAGUUUUUCAGAGAAAAUUCCGAAAAAUUUCCACCAGGGAUUCAGUAGAUUUCUCAUUUUCCAAUUUGUUUUCGGCGCGAAAAACUUUCCGAUCUUCAGGAACAGAAAUAUACACUCAUAUAUUUGAUUUAAAAUAAUUUUUUAAUAUUAUAUUUCAUAAAUUCGGUUGCGUUCAUGCAACUCGAAAAAAUUCUUGCCGAAAAUUUUACAAGAAAUUUGUUAUGACUGAAAACAUUCAAAAGUUCUACAAAACUUUGAAAUUUUAAAUUUUUAAAUUAAUGACCCGAGGAACUGAUCAUCAGAAUCAGGAAUCGAGAUUUUUUUUUAUUAAAAUAACGAUUUCAAGAAGAAAUAAAAAAAGUAAAUUCAAAAUAACUUCAAAAAAAAUAUUUGGCGCCUGAAUUCACAAUCACCUCAAAUUCCAAUAAGUGAAUAAGUAAAAAAAAAGUAUGAAUUAUCUUAUGGGCAUAAUAAAUGAUUUGAAUGAUAAAUAUAUAACGUGUGCCUAUCGCGACUGCCAGAAAAUCUGGAUGGACUAAAAAAAAGGAAAUAAACGCCCAGAUUUUUACAUUCACUGCUUUUACAUCCGUAUUUCUUUGCAAUUGAUAACAGAAAAGUUAAAUAAAUAGUUAUUGAUUAAACAGAAGAGAAAUACUUAAAGUGAUUCAUGUAGAUUAUAAAAAAUUUUAUAUAUAUAUAUAAUAAAAAAAAACAAAAUAUGUAUUUAUAUUCGUGCGUUUAUUGAAAAAAAGCGCACAUGCAGUAGACGAAGGAUCUUUCUAUUUAAAUGAAAAUAUUAUUUACUUAUUAUAUAAAGAGAAUAAAUUGGGAUUAAAUUUUAUUAUAUAUUACUUAUUAUAUUAAUGAAUAAAUAAAUAAUUAAAUGAAUAAUGUAUAUCAUAAGGGCGAUUAUUGUAUGAUAUUUGUAUAUAUUGAUUAAAAAAUGAAAAAUACAAAAAAAAUGAUUAAUUAAUAAGAAGUUAAGCAGAUUAGAUUAAUAAUAUAAGAAACAAAGUGGCGGAUACUUAUUGGCCAGUUAUAAACAUUAAUAUUAAUUAAUAAUGAUAAUAAUUAAAUAAAAUGAUAAUAAAUGAA
Molecule: messenger RNA, 7334 nt
Organism: Microplitis mediator
Lineage: Eukaryota; Metazoa; Arthropoda; Insecta; Hymenoptera; Braconidae
Gene: tna
Product: zinc finger MIZ domain-containing protein 1
Exons: 8
Coding region: 1391-4096 (901 amino acids)
Biological process (GO): regulation of transcription by RNA polymerase II; protein sumoylation
Molecular function (GO): SUMO ligase activity; zinc ion binding
Source: RefSeq, a predicted model, not a curated record